AUGUCAAAAACUAUCCCAGAUGCUCUCAUAGACAAUGAUUCACCACAAGAGAAGGCCGAGAAAGAAUUUGGGUCCUUGACCAGUAAAGAAUGGCUCUUUGUCUCUAAGCAUAACCCUGGCGAGCCGCUUCCAGUUCCCAUCGAGGACGAACCUCCAUAUUUCAUCCUGAUUGCAACAUACCUUAAUUACCUUAUUUUGAUCAUAAUAGGCCAUAUUAGAGACUUCUUUGGGAAGUUGUUUCACCCUGAACUAUUCAGAGAUGUGAUGGUGAAAGAUGGUAUUGCUCCAUGGUAUGCCAAUUUUGAAAGUUUCUACACGCGUCGUUUGAAAACAAGAUUAGAUGACUGUUUUGCAAGGCCCAUAUGUGGAGUUCCCGGUAGGUACAUCAAAUGUUACGACAGAACCAGUGACGAUUACAACAAUACCUAUAAUUAUUCCGGCACCGUCACAGAGCGCUUGAAUUUGAGUUCAUACAACUAUUUAGGGUUCGCACAAUCCUCUGGUCUGUGCACCUCAGAAAGUAUCAAGACGGUGGAGAAGUAUGGUACCAACAGUGCUGGUCCUCGAGUUAGUGUGGGAACUACUGAUCUCCAUCUUGAAUGUGAGGACGUCGUUGCCAAAUUUACUGGCAAGGACAAUGCUUUGGUAUUUUCCAUGGGUUAUGGGACCAAUGCAAAUCUCUUCACCUCUUUGGUGGACUCUAAGUGUUGUGUUAUCUCAGAUUCUUUAAACCACGGAUCUAUCAGGACAGGUGUUCGUUUGUCUGGCGCCUCAGUCAAAACUUUUGCUCACAACGACAUGGCAGCGCUGGAAAGAACUUUGAGAAGUGUCAUUUCCCAAGGUCAGCCAAAGACUCAUAGACCCUGGAAGAAGAUUUUUGUUGCUGUAGAGGGACUUUAUUCCAUGGAAGGAACCCUUUGUAAUUUGCCAAAACUGGUAGAAUUGCGUAAGCGUUACAAGUUUUAUUUAUUUGUUGACGAGGCACAUUCUAUUGGUGCUAUGGGACCCAAUGGUAAGGGUGUUUGUGACUAUUUUGGCAUUUCUUCUUCCAAUAUUGAUAUUAUGAUGGGUACUUUUACCAAAUCAUUUGGAGCCACAGGCGGUUACAUCGCUGCCGACAAAGCCAUCAUAGACAGAUUGAAGUUAGAUCUCACAACAAAUACUUAUGGAGAAUCAAUGUCACCUGCUGUGCUCACACAAAUCAUUACUUCUUUGAAAAUUAUAGAUGGACAACUCAAUGGUAAUGAAGGUAAAGAGAGGCUACAAAGGAUUGCCUUCAAUUCUAGGUAUCUGCGAUUAGGACUAAAGCGAUUAGGAUUUAUUGUUUAUGGUGCUGAUGAUUCUCCUGUUAUCCCCCUUUUACUGUAUCUUCCCCCCAAGAUGCCUGCAUUUAGCCGAAUGAUGUACGAUAGAAAGGUUGCUGUCGUUGUUGUGGGAUAUCCUGCAACGGAUAUAACGUCUUCUCGUAUUCGAUUCUGCGUUUCCUCUUCUUUGAAGAAGGAGGAUAUAGAUUAUUUGCUCAAAUGUUGUGAUGAGAUAGGAGAUACUUUGUUUUUGAAGUUCAGCACAGGGAUUGCUGGUGGUGAGAAGCACCCGGGAGACUAUAAGAAGGGCAUUGCUCCUAGGUGGACAUUGGAGGAGGUUCUGGAGAAGACACCGGAGGAUUGCAAGAAAGCCAUGUACUAA
Komagataella phaffii GS115 is the source of this 1686-nucleotide messenger RNA. Its product is annotated as Component of serine palmitoyltransferase. The coding region runs from base 1 to 1686 and encodes 561 amino acids. Gene Ontology annotation, biological process: ceramide biosynthetic process; sphingosine biosynthetic process. The transcript has a single exon. Gene Ontology annotation, cellular component: serine palmitoyltransferase complex. Gene Ontology annotation, molecular function: serine C-palmitoyltransferase activity; pyridoxal phosphate binding. Lineage: Eukaryota; Fungi; Ascomycota; Pichiomycetes; Pichiales; Pichiaceae. The record is from RefSeq and is a predicted model, not a curated record.